AUGAAGUCCUGGAAGAUUGUCGCGAUCUUCCUUUUCCAGGCCAUCGGCCUGAAGUACCAAGAGCAAGACGAUCCGUUCUGCGAAGGAGACCUGCUUAGCAAGACAAAGGUCUUCCAAUGCGAUGAGCAAGAGGAGAAGAUGUGCCAGGAUAAGUACACUAUGGUCAACCCUGAAAUGUACACCCAGUGCCAACUCAUCAACGGAGAAUGCCUGGCACGAGGUCCGCCCUGCAAGGAUCUUGGCAUUUCCGGCCUGACCUGCUCCAGCUUGUCGGAGUGCGAAGGCAAAGGUUGGAAGAAGACUUGGACAAGUGGUACUGACACCAAAUUCUCGAAGGCCUUGGGGAGCUGGGUUUUGCUUGGAUAUGUCAAGGACAACGGAGAGAUGUCCCAUGCCUGGUUCUUUAAGACUCCAGAAAGCUGGAAGUCCACUCAUCCAUACAAGCUCCAGCACAAGGGCGACAUGAUCAAAGCCAUUCGUCAUUGGGGUCGUAUUUGCCUUCGCGAGAAGACGCCCCCGAGUGGUGGUUGGAAGUGCGACGGCAAAGGGAACGCCGAAAUCGAUUUCCCCUAUGUCCGGGGAUAUGGCUCCGGCAACGGCUGUGGCAGUUCAAGCCUGAGCUCCUUCAAUUGGAAUGCAGGCACCAACUUCUGCAGCCAGGGCUUCAAGGUCUUGAUCAUGACAACGUCGGCCCGGUACAUGGAAGUCAUGGAAGGUGGCCAGAUGGCCAAGAACAGAGAUCAACAAGAUGGCAGAGUUGAACUGGAGGAUGCAUUUGCAGACACAGACCUGCCAGUGCACCUGUUGGUUUCGAUGCCUGCAAGCUGUGGAUAUGCCCAUUUCAUCUAUGUAAGACGUGGUUCCAAUGUGGCUACGGUGGAGGCCAAUCAGGAGGAUGUUUACUCCGUUGUCCUUGACACCCAGAAUUUGAUCGUCGAGGUCGCUUCCGGGAAAGAUCGGCGGACCUGUGUAAAGCUGCCCAGCGGUGAGCAUCCGCUGCGACUCGGUGUUUACGUCUACAAGGCCGGUGAGGUUGCCCUCAGAGACAACUCGCACCGAAGCGGAUUUUUCUCAAGCACGGAGGGUUUCUGUGAUCAAUUCGACCAAGUUGGGUUUGAUUAA
Molecule: messenger RNA, 1122 nt
Organism: Symbiodinium pilosum
Lineage: Eukaryota; Dinophyceae; Suessiales; Symbiodiniaceae
Source: the annotation of a GenBank genome assembly